CGUCAAUCCCUUCAUUUAGACCCCGGAUGAAACUGCUAGUGGGGGAAGUGAACAGGGCCAUCAGCACAAUAACUGCAAUUUGGUGGAUAAGGGGGGAAAAUAAAAAAUACAUAGGAUUAAUCCUAACAGUGGACCCUUUGAAACCACCAGGACUAUCUCCAAAUUGGAUUCACGUAAACAUUGGGGGACUGGCAGAAUUGAGCCUUGGAACAGUAGUUUGAGUUAGCUUGCUGCUGACUGUAACGAAGGAAAACAUCUUGCUGAUUAGCUUGCUAGCUACUGUACUGGGAUACGAAUAAAACGCAGGUUUUGAGGGAACGCGUCUAAUUGAAACGCUCUACACAAAUCCAGUGGCUUGCUUCAUGAAUUAUGUCUGCUACAAGUAUUGACCCUCAGAAUUCAAAAGGACAAGACGCUAAAGUCUUUCCGGUUUCAGUGCAAAAUGGCUCACUCCACCAGAAGGAAACUGUCCAUGAUAAUGACUUUGAGCCCUAUCUCACUGGCCAAUCCAAUCAGAACAACAGCUACCAAUCCAUGACUGACCCUUACCUGUCCAGCUACUAUGCCCCCUCCAUUGGAUUCCCCUACCCCCUGAGCGAGGCACCUUGGUCCACCGGUGGCGACCCCCCGAUCCCUUACCUGACCCCCUAUGCGCCCCUUAGCAAUGGAGACCACCACUUCAUGCAUGACACCGUUUUUGGCCAACCUGGGGGACUUGGCAGCAGCAUCUACCCACAUAGAUUUAACUUUUUCCCUGAGAACCCAGCCUUCUCCACCUGGGGUACCAGUGGGUCUCAAGGCCAGCAGACUCAGAGUUCAGCCUAUGGGGGCAGCUACAGCUACCCUCCCAGCUCCCUGGGGGGCACACUAGUCCCUGAUGGUCAGACAGGGUUCCACAGUGACACUCUGAGCAAGGCACCAGGCAUGAACAGCCUGGAGCAGGGGAUGCUGGGGCUGAAGAUAGGUGGGGAUGUGUCGGGCAAUGGCUCAGGCGUGAAGAGUGUGGGCUCUGUGAUCGGCGGUGGUGCUGUGGCUCAGGCUGUUUCUACAGGCAAUGGUGGAACACCAAUUGGCAUGCCCCCUCCUAAGCCCACGUCCUGGGCUGCUAUCGCCAGCAAACCAGCCAAGCCACAGCAGCUGAAGGUCAAGCCAGGCAUGCCCAUGGGGGGAGCCCUGCCACCACCACCCAUCAAACACAAUAUGGACAUUGGGACAUGGGAUAACAAGGGGUCUAUAAGCAAAGUGGCCCCUCCACUGUCCCACCACCAGCAGCAGCAGCUCCACUCUCAUGGCCAUGCCCACCUCCCCCACGGGCUACCCCCUCCCCCUCAGCAGUCUGUUCAAUCUGCCCAGUCCCUUGUGCAGCAGAUGACCAUGGGCCCGCCCCCCCCACAGUCAUACCAGAACCACAACUCAGCCCCACCCCCUCAGACCCGCUGGGUUGCUCCACGCAACCGUAACCCGGGCUACGGUGGGGGCAGCAUGGACAGCAGCGGUUCCUCUAGUGGUGGGGGUGGAGGUGUGCCUCCAGGUUCUGGCCCAGGUCUAGAGAACCACCCUGUUCUGGAGAAUCUGCGGGCUGCCCACAGCUACAACCCUAAGGAGUUUGACUGGAACCUGAAGAAUGGCCGCGUGUUCAUCAUCAAGAGUUACUCUGAGGACGACAUCCACCGUUCCAUCAAGUACUCCAUCUGGUGCAGCACAGAGCAUGGUAACAAGCGUCUGGACUCAGCCUUCCGUGCCAUCAAUGCCAAAGGCCCUGUCUAUUUGCUGUUCAGCGUCAAUGGCAGCGGCCACUUCUGUGGCGUGGCAGAGAUGCUCUCGCCCGUGGACUACGGCACCAGUGCUGGCGUUUGGGCGCAGGACAAGUGGAAAGGCAAGUUUGACGUGGACUGGCUGUUUGUGAAAGACGUGCCUAAUAGCCAGCUGAGGCACAUCAGGCUGGAAAACAACGACAACAAGCCGGUGACCAACUCUAGGGACACUCAAGAGGUCCCUCUGGAGAAGGCUAAGCAGGUGCUCAAGAUCAUCGCAACUUACAAACACACCACCUCCAUCUUUGAUGACUUCUCCCACUAUGAGAAAAGACAGGAAGAAGAGGAGGUUGUCAGAAAGACCUAUGAGCCAGCUCCAAUACAGAGAGGGUCUCGACUUGAUCAGGAACGCCAAAACCGAAGUAAACCACAAUAGAGGAAUGCUCCUUAUAGCUUGAUCAAUGGUUAUACUUGGAUGGACAUAAUGGAAUUUAGAUGAUGAAAAAAGAGGACAUAAAGAAAUUGUCAACUCCUAUUUAUUUUGGCCCACAUCAAACUUUGAGCCACACUGCUUCUGGUCCGGUUCCCAGUCUCUAAGUCGUGCGCAGGGAUGAAGUCAGUUUCCAUUAAUCAAAUUGCUUCAUCCUUAUUUGUUUUCUUUCUUUCUGUAUUUUUAGCCUGGCAGGUCUUUAUUUGCUAUACUCCCACACUCACAUCCUUAACUGAGUAACAAAUAUCUGCACUUCUUUAACAAAAUCUAACAUGCUGCUGAUAUUCAGUGACUGUUCAACUUGUGGUGGUGUGAGUGUUGGAGAAACGUUAAGUGCUUGUAUUGGUUGUUCUGAUUUUAGGAAGAGUGAAUGCGACAAUUAACUGAAUCUUGACAAAUGUUUGAUAACUGUACUUGGCCAGUUUUAUUUUGCAUAAUCAAAAUAAACUGUUCUGUUAUGCCCUUCUUGUCCAUGUGAGGGUGGUCUUGUGGCUUGGUAGAAGAUGUGAAAAGCUUCUGCAAAUGAUGCAUAUAAUGGAUAAUGUGAAAGGCUGUGACAUUAGAACAUUUUAAUGUUUAAAAAAAAGAACUAUUUUUUAAAUUAGGUAUCACUUGGCUUAACACUGUUGUGACAACAAUUUGUUGAAGAAGAGAUACAAUAUGUUUGUUUUUUUUUAUUUGUUUUUUUUCAGUGGAGCCUUAACACUUUUUCUGACAACAGUGUCAAUGAAACUCUAUUUGCUGUACUGUAACUCAAGUGUGUCAGCAAAAAGAUUCAGGGGAAAGAUGUCUAGAACAUCUGCUCUCAAAGGAGGUCCCUUUCUUUUUUUCUUGAUGGGUUGGAAAUGUAAACUGUCUUGAGUUCAAGUUCUUAGCCGGACAAUACUAUUGUUGUCUUAUUUUAAAUCAUAGUUGUUACUUUUCUCUGUUCCCCAUCAUUCCAACAACGGGGUCAAUGAAACUAAGUCAUUUUGGGGACAAAUGUAGCAUGUACUGCUUUUAAAAUCAAGAUAGCCAUGUCACUCUGUUUCUUAUCCUUGUCCUUUUCUUAACAGAUUUAAAGCAUUGAUAUAACCCUUCCACUUCAUCCUCAGAAAUGUUAAGCUUUAAUGUACUGGCAAUGCUAACUGAGAACGCCUCAAAUAUGUAAUCUUAAAAUUAAUUUGACUGAUUUAAUGUCAAGUGUAUGAAAACCCAGAGAAUAGUAUAUAUGGUAUCUGUGUGUGAUUUCUUUUUUUCCGGGACCUGCUUGCUGUACUGUGUAUGUCUGUAUGCGAAAGACAGAGGGGAGUGUGAUUUAUUGAGGGAAUCAGAUGUAUGUAAUGGUAUUGGAAAUUAUUCAUUCAUGAGAAUAUAUACAAAUUUAAGAAAGCAAAUGUUUAAGUCACCCCUGAAUUUAAUAUGCGUUGUAUCGAAGGUCACUAUCACAUUCUUAGAUUUGAUCAUGGUCAUUAUUAAAGGUAUACUAUCUAUUGUAA
Molecule: messenger RNA, 3722 nt
Organism: Oncorhynchus gorbuscha (pink salmon)
Lineage: Eukaryota; Metazoa; Chordata; Actinopteri; Salmoniformes; Salmonidae
Product: YTH domain-containing family protein 1-like
Exons: 6
Coding region: 370-2190 (606 amino acids)
Biological process (GO): mRNA destabilization
Cellular component (GO): cytoplasm
Molecular function (GO): mRNA binding; N6-methyladenosine-containing RNA reader activity
Source: RefSeq, a predicted model, not a curated record